This is a messenger RNA of Hypoxylon fragiforme, 729 nucleotides long. RefSeq names its product carbohydrate esterase family 3 protein. Gene Ontology annotation, molecular function: phosphatidylcholine lysophospholipase A1 activity. The record is from RefSeq and is a predicted model, not a curated record. The transcript is spliced from 2 exons. NCBI's taxonomy places the organism in Eukaryota, Fungi, Ascomycota, Sordariomycetes, Xylariales, Hypoxylaceae. Bases 1 to 729 code for a protein of 242 amino acids.
AUGCUCUGCAAGCCUCUCCUGUCCUUCGCCGUGCUUUUGGGCGCCGCCGCCGCCCAGAAUGCUACACUUCGGUAUAUGCCCUUUGGCGACUCCAUCACGGAGAUCAUCUGCUGGCGCGCGAAGCUCUGGGAGAAGCUAAAGACGACGGAGUGGGGAACGGUGGACUGGGUCGGGUCGGGAAAGACCGAAAACAAUUGUCGGGACACCACCUACGAUCGCGACAACGAGGGUCACUCGGGCUUCCUUGCCAUCAACAUCGCCAACAGCAAGCAGCUCGUCGGUUGGCUCAACACGAACCCGGCGGAUGUCAUUACGAUGCACCUAGGCACCAACGACAUUGUGCAACAGAACAAGCCGGUUGAUCAAAUCAUCGCGGCGUUCACGACCCUCGUUGGGAAUAUGCGGGACAGUAACCCCAAUAUGAAGAUUGUGGUCGCUCAAAUCAUCCCCAUGGGCCUCGGCAGCUACAACACCCAGAUCCAGGCCCUGAACGCAGCCAUCAUCCCAUGGGCGCAAGGCCUCAACACCACCGAGUCGCCCAUCUGGGUCGUGGAUCAGUACACGGGCUUCAGUGGCACCAGCGACCUACGUGACGGUGUGCACCCCAACGAUGCGGGCGACACCAAGAUGAUGAAUGUCUGGUACCCGGCCUUGGUCAACGCAUUCCAGGUGGCUGCGGCAGAAAAGGCGGCGGCUGCUAAGCUGGUAGAGGUCCCGUUCACGGCAUAG